AUGGGUAAAAAGGUCAAAAUUGGAAAACAGCGUCGCGAUAAAUAUUACAAAUUGGCAAAAGAAGCUGGUUAUCGUUCUCGAGCCGCAUUCAAACUUAUACAGCUCAACAAAAGAUUUGAAUUCUUGCAAAACUCUCGUGCCACUGUUGACUUAUGCGCUGCUCCUGGAGGAUGGAUGCAGGUUGCUGCUCAAAAUAUGCCGGUGUCGAGCUUAGUGAUUGGUGUGGAUCUUGUGCCUAUCAAGCCUAUUCACAAUUGCAUCGCUCUGCAAGGAGAUAUCACAACGGAGAAAACUAGGCAAGCCAUCAAGAAGGAGCUUCAACGUUGGGAGGCGGAUUGUGUUCUUCACGAUGGUGCUCCAAACGUGGGUUUGAACUGGAUUCAUGAUGCGUUCCAACAAAAUUGUCUUGUUUUAUCUGCGUUGAGACUGGCUACGCAGAUCCUUAGGAAAAAUGGAACUUUCGUGACAAAGGUUUUCCGUUCAAAUGACUACUCCUCACUGAUCACUGUGUUCGAGAAACUUUUCAGAAAAGUUCAUGUAUGGAAGCCAGCUGCUUCUCGUCUUGAAUCCGCAGAGAUUUUCGUUGUCUGUGAAAAGUAUCUGAAACCUCCAAAGGUAAAGUUCUAG
Molecule: messenger RNA, 627 nt
Organism: Strongylus vulgaris
Lineage: Eukaryota; Metazoa; Nematoda; Chromadorea; Rhabditida; Strongylidae
Source: the annotation of a GenBank genome assembly